Zeugodacus cucurbitae (melon fly) is the source of this 3105-nucleotide messenger RNA. RefSeq names its product protein RER1. Lineage: Eukaryota; Metazoa; Arthropoda; Insecta; Diptera; Tephritidae. Gene Ontology annotation, biological process: protein retention in ER lumen; retrograde vesicle-mediated transport, Golgi to endoplasmic reticulum. The record is from RefSeq and is a predicted model, not a curated record. Gene Ontology annotation, cellular component: Golgi membrane. Bases 701 to 1282 code for a protein of 193 amino acids. The transcript is spliced from 4 exons.
GGCAAUGUUCUACUGUCAAUCUAUUUAGUGACGUGUAUUGUGAGUUUGGAAAAUUUUUAAGAAGUCUGAAAUUCUAAAUUGAAUUUCACGUCAACGGCUUUAAAAAGCCAAUGAUAAAGUCAAUACACAUUAAUGCAUAGUGAAAUAAUAUAAUUAUUUUGGAAAAUAACGUUUUACAAUAUAAUUUCAUUACAUUUGUGUUGGCUGAAACACGAGCUAGAGAAAACUUACAGGCAAACGUCACUUAAAUCAAAAAGCGAAAAAGAACACAAAAAAAAGAAAGAAGAGGGUGCGCGGCGUAUGGUUUACGGGUUGUGCUCCGUUUGCUGUGGUGGUUGUGCGGACGUAUAAGAAAAGUGUCAGACGAGCUAAAGGAAAAUGAGGAAAUAGAAACGUGAGCAUAAAUUACAGGAACGAAGGGCCGAAGGGGUACAAUACAUUUUGUGGAUACGCGCUAGUUGAGUGCAUAUGUGACGACUGGCCGACGUUGGAUUUCUGGUGCACUUUUACUUGAAUUUUUGGUUUAUCUUUAUAAUUUUAGUUUUAUCUACGACUAUUUUCAAAAACAACAUAAAGGUUAUAUAGUCUGACUGGCCCAAACGAGUUAGGUUAAUCAAGUGACUGCAAUAGACGAACUUCAAUUUUUAACGACACCUGUAUCAGAUAUAUUUCUGGUAGCAGACGCAAAAAAAUUACAGCAAUGAUGAAUGAGGACACAAGUACUUCGUCUGAAAGUGGUGUGAAGUUUUUCUUCGUACGCCUUUCACAAAUGUACCAAUCGACGCUGGAUCGCUGGACGCCACAUACCAGAAUGCGAUGGGCGGGUGCAAUUGUGCUUGUAUUGCUCUUCCUGCUACGCAUUUUUAUCUACCAAGGCUGGUAUAUAGUGUGCUAUGCGCUCGGCAUAUACCAUUUAAAUUUGUUUAUUGCAUUUCUAACACCAAAAAUCGACCCAGAAUUCGAUCCUUAUGAAAAUGAUGAAGAUGGUCCCAAUUUGCCAACACGCAGUAACGAAGAGUUCCGGCCGUUCAUACGACGCUUACCGGAAUUCAAAUUUUGGCUGUCGAUCGCGAAAAGUACAAUCAUCGGUCUGAUAUGUACAUUCUUUGACUUCUUCAAUGUGCCUGUUUUCUGGCCUAUACUUGUAAUGUACUUCAUUACACUCUUCUGCAUAACAAUGAAGCGACAAAUUAAGCAUAUGAUUAAGUACAAGUAUUUGCCAUUUACACGCAACAAGCCGCGCUAUCAACGUGUUGGUGAGUCACCGGCAACGACAAAGUGACAAUUAGCCGCACAGACACUGCAAAAAACAAACGACAACCAAUCGACAACGGGUAUUACGUCGAUACACGAGCAAAGAACAACAACAACAACAACAGCAACAGUAGCAGCAGCAACAGCAGCAAAUACAACGAUUGCCACCGCGGCAACAACAGCAACAUCGUUACCAGCUGCACCAUUGUCAGCAGCUGCGUCUACGAUAGCAACAGCAAACGUAGCCAAACCACCGCAAAUUAUAACUAUUGAGUAAAAAUUCAACUAAAGUACACAAUAACAACAACAUUACAACUACAACUAUAGACAUUCACUAUCAAAAUCAAACUACAAACAAAAAUUAAAAAAAAAACACAGAAACAAGCAAGAAACUAAACACUAAACAAUAACAAACACAUUUCAAUAUUUCAUGUCAAAGUCAGCUAGCUAUCAGUAUUUUAUUUAAUUUUAAACACUUCAGAAGACAAUAUACACCGUCAUAAUCACAAAUACAAAACCACAACAGUUCAUUUAAUAUGAAGUGAGAAUUUGCGUUUUCCACAAACAACUUUAAUUGAUUUGCGCGUGUCAAGCGCAUUUUGAUUACAUUUCAUUGUGCUUGACAUACUAUUUGUUGUUAGCGUUUGCUUAAGUUUAUUAUAAAAUAUUUGUUGUUCUUAGCGGCAUUAACGUUUUAAAAUCCAACUAACUGCAAUACUAACAUAUGUACACACAUCUGUGUACAUGCUGGCACUGUGUUUAGUUGUGAUUCUACAACGUUAAUGCUUAAUUGUCGUGCAGUGUCCUGUGCAAAAAAAAUAACUUUUCGUGGCAUUUGUCCAACUUUGUCUUAUUAUUAAGAAUAUGCUUGUUUCAAUAUUUAAAACCUUAGUAAUUUUUAUUUGUAUGCAAUGUUAAUUAUGAUUACUAUUAUUAUUUUUGUUUUUUAGUUUAAAUUGAGCGUCUCAUUGGCCGGGUCACAUAGAUCACUCAUACCAAGCACUUUAUAACUGUAACGUUUGUAUGUAAAUAGCGUGCAAUAAAACAUACUAAAAACGGAGUGACGUCAUGUGUGUGUGAAAAAAACUGCAUAAUUCAUGUAUGAUGCUGGGUUCACUUGAAUACUACUUUGGCUUAGCGCUUGAAUUUUUUUUUUUUUUGGUUUAAAGUAAUAUAUAUAUAUAAAUAAAUAUAUUAAUCAUUAUUAUUAAUAAUUAUGCUUAGUAAUGUUAUGUGCAUAACUGUAUUCAGCUCGUUCCCAAACGUAAAUAUAUAAUCUAAACUAGUAUGCAAACCCUGCUAGACAACUAAGUACAUAAAUGGAUGCUAUUAAUUUAGUUUACCUACAAAAAAAAAUGUUGUUUCUUAAAUGGUAGCAGCUAAUUAGACAUAUUUUCAACAAAUUUUCAAAAUUCGCAAUUGCACGGUAAUUUUGUGCUUUUAGUUUAGUAUACAAAAAGCGUUUUCUAAUUUUAUUAACAAAAAGCUUUUCUCAAUUACAAUUUGUUAUAAUGAAAAUAAUGACGUAAAUAGUUUUUUUUUUGUUUAUUAACACAAGUACAACACUAAUUAGCUGAUAUGUGUUAGAUGAACAUUUGUAUAUAGCGCCUUUUCCUACAAAAGCAGUCUUCAUUACCAUUUUUGAAAUAUUCUUAAAAGUUCACAAAUAGUUUAUGCGCCAAUGUUGACGAAUUGCUGGUUGUAAAACACCUAAAGCGAGAAAUACAUACCUAAAUAGAUAUAUAAGCGCAUCUGUGUGAGUUGCGAAGUUGAAAAUGGUACAGUGUACGAUUGUAAUAAUAAAUACCAAAACAUUUGAAUAAAUUACAAAUAAAAGGAAAAUAAAAUUAA